UGCAUUUCACACACAACUUAACGUGUCCUGUCUCCUUCUAAUUUUAUAAUGCGUUGCAGUCUCCAAAUAAGUUGCCGUGGCCUAUUGUACUGCAUCUGAUUUUCCAAUUAAAAAGAAAGAGGGAAAAAAAGGGAAAGCCAUGUUUGCUACGACAAGAUUGAAAGAUAAGAUGAGUCUAUUGGGGCAUUCUCCAUUCUCUAGUCUUGAGAGAGAGAUAGAAAUGGAAGGAAAAAAGCGAGCGGGUUCAUCAUCGUCUUCCUCUUUCGCUACCGAUCUUUUUGGUUCCAAGGAGUCUUCUUACCCGUCUCCGUCUUCCACGGGUAUCUUCGCCUCUAUCUUUUCGACUUCUUCCAAGGUGUUAGGGAGGGAAUCUUUGCGCCCUGACCUGACCAAGAAAAAGCAAGAUUCUGGCAAUGAAGUUUGGAACGCCAAACCAGGGACUACAGAAAAUGCCUUGCAACAGAGUGAAGGCGAGAGUCAGAGUAUAUCAAACAGAGACACAGGUUCCUUUUACCAGGAACAAAGAGUACAACCAUGUCACCUGAGCUCCUCAAUCUACUAUGGUGGUCAAGACAUCUACUUUCAUCCCCAGAACUCCCAGAGCUCUGGAAUGCCCUCCAUGUUAAAGAAAGAUUCAGGAGAAGAUGAUACUGGCAGUGCUUCAAGAGGAAAUUGGUGGCAGGGGUCUCUCUAUUACUAAAAAGCUGAUGCACCCAGUUUUUCAGAUUCAAUAAAGUUAAGAGGUCAUAUACCUGAGUAUAUCAUCCAUGGAUAAUUUCUUGAUGGUUUUCAUGGACCUAUAACAAGCUGGAUGAAUAAAAGGUUAUCUGCCAUCACUGUACCUUUCAUCUGGAUUUUUUAGAUAUUUAUAAUUGGAAGAAGUUGGCAAAUUACUCUGAUUUCUAAAAUUAGAAAUUAACUUUAAAGGUGUGUUCUAGCGUUUCUCUGCAAAUUUCCAGAAGUUCUGAAAAUGGGAAAUUAAAUGUCAUAAAAACUCCUUUCCCCUGUAAAUCCAUAAUGGUGCUUUAACUUGAAUUAAGUAGUAAGCUGAUUCAUUGGGUUGCAAGUAUUUGCUUGUUUAUUCUGUAUCUGCUUCAUUCUUAAUUAAUCAAGUUGUUCUUAUUUCAUGCUAUGCAGGAGGUCAUGAACAUAGGGUAGCAGUUUCAUCUGCAUUGUAAUAUGAAGAUAGAUGAUCAUGGUAUCAGUCAGCUAAUUGCCGGAAUGCUGGUUGUUACUUUCCUCCAGCCAGAUAACAAAAUCUUUAUAUUUACUGGAUAGUUAUAUGCACCUUCUUUUUCGGUCUUUUGUUUACCAUGAAGGAUGUUGUACGCUUUUCUUUUUUACUGUAAAGAAUGUUUGUUGCAGUGCUUGCAUUUACCAUGGGCUAUAGCUGACUGGUUGAGUACUUUGAAUUUCAGAUUACUUUUUAGUGUCUUGUGUGUA
This is a messenger RNA of Vitis vinifera (wine grape), 1443 nucleotides long. RefSeq lists its product as uncharacterized. The record is from RefSeq and is a predicted model, not a curated record. The transcript has 7 exons. Lineage: Eukaryota; Viridiplantae; Streptophyta; Magnoliopsida; Vitales; Vitaceae. The coding region runs from base 140 to 700 and encodes 186 amino acids.